Messenger RNA from Daucus carota subsp. sativus, 2630 nucleotides. RefSeq names its product P-loop NTPase domain-containing protein LPA1 homolog 2. NCBI's taxonomy places the organism in Eukaryota, Viridiplantae, Streptophyta, Magnoliopsida, Apiales, Apiaceae. Bases 194 to 2389 code for a protein of 731 amino acids. The record is from RefSeq and is a predicted model, not a curated record. The transcript has 8 exons.
GCAGAAAGUUGAAGGGGGAAGAAGGAAGAAAUGGGGCACUCGUAUAUCCCGAUGCAAACAUUUUGAGAUCACGCUCACAAAUCAUCACCAUUUCUCUCUCUCUCUCUCUCUCUCUCUCUCUCUCUCUCCAACCCUAAAAAGAUCAGCUGUCAGCUUUGUUUAUCCGUUUCUCCUUCAAGCUUUGUAUAGAGAAAUGGAUAAGGAGGUAAUGACCAAGGUGCUGUAUGUAGUUGUGGUGGAUGAUGUCAAGAAGAGCGAGGGAAUCGAUGAAUCUUUUAGGUACACGCGAGCUGUUCUUCAGAGUACUUUACAACUUAUGGGUUGUAAAGCUCGACAUGCUUUUAAGAUUAGCCAAAGGGUUUUUGAACUGAUGAAAAGUGAAUGUGUUGGAGAUGCUUCUGUGUCAGCUGGUCUACUGAUAUCAGAGUCAGAUGCUUUAAAGAUGUGUCCUCCGAGAGAAAACAGUUGUAGUACCAAUCAAUUCUCAGACAAAACAAGUAAAGGAAAUCAUUUGGUGUUAGAGGUUGAUAAUAAACGCAAGAGCCAACCUUUUGAAUCGUACAAAAAGCGCACUACAAUAGUUGUGAAAAGAAAAACUUUUCUAGAUGUUGUCUGUGAGGCUCUAGCGGAGUACAAGUAUUUGGGUCCCAACCAGAGGGCAGAUUUGGUUCUAGCUUGCAGAAUUCGGGAGAGGAAGGAAUCCAUAACUGUGUUAUUGUGCGGCACUAGUGGCUGUGGCAAAUCUACUUUGUCUGCUCUCUUGGGUAGUAGAUUGGGCAUUACCACUGUGAUAUCUACCGACUCAAUUCGCCAUAUGAUGAGGAGUUUUGUUGAUGAGAAAGAAAAUCCCUUGCUCUGGGCCUCUACUUAUCAUGCUGGAGAGCAUCUAGAUCAAGUGGCUGUUGCAGAAGCUAAGGCCAAAAAGAAAGAAAAGAAAUCAGCUUUACCUCUCUCACAUUCAAGUAAUGAUAUUGUAUAUGGUUCCAUGAGUGAAAAAGCACCUCCAAAAGGUCCUAGCACUACUGAAUUAAUCAGUUCCAAGCAGAUGGCUGUCGAAGGAUUUAAGGCACAAAGUGAGAUGGUCAUUGAUAGUCUUGAUAGAUUGAUCACUGGUUGGGAAGAGAGGAAAGAAUCAGUAGUUGUUGAGGGUGUUCACUUGAGCCUUAACUUUGUGAUGGGACUUAUGAAAAAACAUCCUUCAAUCAUACCGUUCAUGAUAUAUAUUACUAAUGAGGGAAAACACUUGGAACGGUUCGCAGUCCGUGCAAAGUACAUGACACUUGAUCCUGAAAAGAAUAAGUACGUAAAAUAUAUUCGAAACAUCAGAACAAUCCAAGAAUAUCUCUGCAAAAGGGCUGACAAGCAUCUAGUACCAAAGAUAAAUAAUACCAAUGUUGACAAAAGUGUGGCAGCCAUCCAUGCAACUGUUUUCAGCUGCUUACGAAGGCGUGAAACAGGCGAGCAGCUUUAUGACGCCACCACAAACACUGUCACCGUUAUUGAUGAAGAGUACAGAAAUCAGUGCGUUGCAAAUUCUGUUAGUUCCAAGGGAAUGUUCCAACUAAUUCAAAGGCAAGGUUCCAAUCGACAUAUGAUGGCUCUUCUAAACACUGAUGGUUCUGUUGCGAAAGCUUGGCCUGUUGAAUCAGUAGAUGGUAACGGGAUGCCAAUCACGGGUCAUUCAGCUGAGAAUGGAGCUGGGAAUCCUAUGUAUGGACCACUGCAGAUUGGUAAGGCAGAACCUAUAAAUCUGCAGUUUGGUCAUUUCGGAAUCAGUGCCUGGCCAAGUGAUAUUGGUGGUACAAGUUAUGCCAGCAGCAUUGAUGAGUCAAGGGGUGAGGGAACUGAAAAUGGGAGUAAAUAUUACUCCUCAUGCUGUAGCUCACCAAGGUUCUCUGAUGGACCUACCAAGGAGCUGAUGGAAGAACAAUCGGUGCAUGGUAGCGAUGAAGAGAUUGAUGACCCACCUGACGUGGAUAGUGAUGAGGAUCUUACAGACGAGGAACAUAAAGAGAAUCAGGAUGAGAUUGAAGGAUCAGUGGAUGAGGAAUCUACAAAAUCGGAUGAGGAGUAUGACGAUCUUGCUUUGCAGGAUAUCGACGGAAACACCUAUUGGUCUGGCAAUGAUGAAUCACAUGAAAAUACCUCUGCGCUUUCCUUGGCCAACCAGCCAGGCCGUGGGCAUAGUAACAUCCGUAGAGAUAGAUACAUUAAAAAUCUUGAUACUUUCUUGAGAACAAAGAGUGAUACAAUGUCUGUGUCAUCACGGAAGAAUGUAGCAGCAAUUGGAAAUGUCAAAUCCAAAAGACGAACUCGUAGUAUCUCCUCAACCGAUAAGGAUGGGGGGAGUAUUUCAGAAUGGUCUGCGUCCUACAGCAAUGCCAUUUAACAGUAAGCCGAAGCAGCUUUAGUGUUUUGCAAUCUGUACGAAAUUUAAAAUUUUCAUCCUUAUGCAACUUUUUUCUGACAAACUUCCUAGUUAGUUUUCCUGUUCAGCUGCCAUUACCAAAUUUCGAAACACUUAUAAGUGGUUUUAAACAAAUAGUGUUUAGUUUUACUUUUAAAAAGAAAAAACGACCUGCAGAUGCAAAAUCGAUUUACUUAAUAGCAUUACCUAUCUAUUAGGUAUA